GCGCCAAGCCUCGAGCGCCUCUUCACCACCGCCAUCAUGAGCGCUUCACGGAUACGGAUUGGGCGCCAGUUUCUGGAUGCGAGGACGAGCGCCGGGAGGCAGUCGGCCAGGGGGUUCGCUGCGUCUGCACCGAGAGGCGUGAGGGAGCCGCCACCGCCGCCGCCGCCGCGAGAUGCGCACGAUGGGACGACGCACUUUGGCUUCGAGACGGUCGCCGAAGCGCUGAAGGAGCAGCGUGUCCGCGGCGUCUUUUCCUCGGUCGCCUCCUCGUACGACUCGAUGAACGAUUUCAUGUCGCUGGGCAUCCACCGCCUGUGGAAAGACCACUUCGUGCGCAACCUGAACCCCGGACGCAACCCGCUGACCUCCCCCUUGGCCGACCAGAAGGGCUGGAACAUCCUCGACAUCGCCGGCGGCACGGGCGACAUCGCCUUCCGCAUGCUCGACCACGCCAGCCAUAUCAACAACGACGCGCACACCAACGUCACCGUCGCCGACAUCAACCCGGACAUGCUGGCCGAGGGCAAGAAGAGGAGCCUGCAGACGCCGUAUGCGCGCAGUCCGCGACUGCGCUUCGUCGAGGCGAAUGCGGAGAAGCUCGAUAUGAUUCCGGAUGGCUCGAUUGAUCUCUACACUGUUGCGUUCGGUAUCCGAAACUUCACACACAAGGACGUGGCGCUGAAGGAGGCGUACAGGGUGUUGAAGCCUGGCGGCGUCUUCGCUUGCCUCGAGUUCAGCAAGGUGGAGAACCCGCUGUUCAACGCCGUGUACCAGCAGUGGUCGUUCAAUGCGAUCCCGUACAUUGGACAGAUGGUGGCUGGCGACAAAGCGAGCUAUCAGUACUUGGUCGAGUCGAUCGCGCGAUUCCCCAGCCAAGAGGAAUUCAGCGGCAUGAUCAGGGAUGCUGGCUUCUUGAUCCCCGGCAAGGGCUACGAGAACUUGACCGAUGGCAUUGCGGCGAUUCACAAGGGUGUCAAGCCUGCGUGAAGCGUAGGUUGGCUGUGAGUGUGCUAUAGAUUGUAUGAGUAACAAAGCGUAUUAGAACGGAGUAAUAUCAUGCAUUCGGGAGCCAUCAAUGCUUUCAUGUUCAAGCAUUGUUCACAGUGGCUUUUUGUGCUCCAUGCGAGCUCGAUCAAGCAUCAACGACGAAAGUCACCGAAUAGAUUUGAGACCCAAC
Molecule: messenger RNA, 1177 nt
Organism: Didymella exigua CBS 183.55
Lineage: Eukaryota; Fungi; Ascomycota; Dothideomycetes; Pleosporales; Didymellaceae
Product: UbiE/COQ5 methyltransferase
Exons: 2
Coding region: 37-987 (316 amino acids)
Biological process (GO): ubiquinone biosynthetic process
Molecular function (GO): methyltransferase activity
Source: RefSeq, a predicted model, not a curated record